AUGAAGACCAGCUUGUUCACGAAGGCCGCAGCGCCUGUCCGCUCCCUCGCACAUAGCAAGCUUGGGUGUCAUCGCCGCGAAAUUCAACAAUGCGUGAACAAACGAGCGCAGCUUCACACUGCUGCAAUACGCAUGAGCCCUCGCGCAACCUGUUCACGACCAAGGCACAGUGAUAUGCCCGCCGGUAAGCGAGCUUUCCAUAGCACCGGCUCCACGGCCCAAAAAGACCCUUACCAAGCUCUCGGCGUGAGCAAAUCCGCAUCUGCAUCAGAAAUCAAAAAGGCGUACUAUGGUCUAGCCAAGAAGUUCCACCCCGACACGAACAAGGACGCCAACGCAAAAGAGAAAUUCGCCGAAAUCCAAUCCGCGUACGAAAUCCUGUCCGAUCCGAAAAAGAAGGAGCAGUACGACCAGUUUGGUGCGGCUGGCUUCGACCCAAGCGGAGCCCCCGGAGGCGAUCCGUUUGGAGGUGCUGGCAACCCAUUCUCUGGUUUCGGAGCGCAAGGUGGUUUUGGUGGCGGGUUCAACUUUGAGGAUAUUUUUUCGGCCUUCACUGGCCAACAAGGUCCCUUUGGCGGCCGUCGAGGCGCACGUUCGAACCCGUUUCAGCAAGAAAUCCUGGUGGGCGACAAUAUCGAGGUGCAGGCCAGCAUAAGCUUCAUGGAGGCCGCAAAAGGCACCAGCAAAACUAUCAGCAUCACACCAUUGACGACGUGUGGAUCCUGCGCAGGCAGCGGUUUGAAAGCGGGUACGCAGCGUUCGCCUUGCAAAUCUUGCAACGGGACCGGAACGCGGUUACAUUUCAUGCAAGGCGGGUUCCAAAUGGCAUCCACGUGUGGGACUUGCGAUGGCACGGGUACGACGAUCCCCAAGGGUUCCGAGUGCCGAACCUGCUCCGGGAACGGUGUCGUGAGGGAACGAAAAACAAUCACCAUCGAUAUCCCCGCCGGUAUUGAAGACGGCAUGCGACUCCGGAUCGAUGGCGCUGGUGAUGCUCCAGCUACAGGACGGUCUAGCGAUCCCCAUGCCAGAACUCAACAAGGCGACCUGUACGUCUUUGUGCGUGUUGCCAAAGAUGCCAAAUUCAGUCGUGAAGGGUCAAACAUUCUCUACACCGCCAACAUUCCGCUCACCACGGCUCUACUGGGUGGCCAAGUUAGCAUCCCUACACUGGAUGGUUCUGUCAAGGUCAAAGUUGCCACUGGGACAAACACCGGUGACAAGAUGACUCUGACCGGCAUGGGCAUGAAGAGGCUAGGGGCGAGACGAGGAGGCUCCGGGGACCUUCGAGUUGAGUUCAAGGUCAACAUGCCCAAAUACCUCAGCGCCAAUCAGCGGACAAUAGUUGAGAUGCUCGCGGACGAGAUGGGUGACAAGACAGCCAGACGAGUCAUGAAUGUUUCGGCAUCACAAAACACCGCGCGAUCUGACCCGGGAACACAUAAGAAUGAGGGCUUCCUCAAGUCCAUGUGGCACACACUUACCAACCAUCCAGCUCAUGAAAAGGAAGAAGGACCCAAGGGAUCACCGACUAGUGAAGGCAAGGAAACCAAAAAAGAAAAGCCGAACGAGGAGCCCAAGAAGUCCGACUCCUCGUAA
Messenger RNA from Ustilaginoidea virens, 1599 nucleotides. RefSeq lists its product as uncharacterized. The transcript is spliced from 3 exons. Gene Ontology annotation, biological process: response to heat; protein refolding. The coding region runs from base 1 to 1599 and encodes 532 amino acids. The record is from RefSeq and is a predicted model, not a curated record. Gene Ontology annotation, molecular function: heat shock protein binding; ATP binding. Gene Ontology annotation, cellular component: cytoplasm. NCBI's taxonomy places the organism in Eukaryota, Fungi, Ascomycota, Sordariomycetes, Hypocreales, Clavicipitaceae.